UGCGCUGACAUUGUCAUCAACAAUUGAUUUUUGAAUACCCCUGAUGCCUAAUGUCUGUACCAAUAAAAACUCAGUAUGUUUGUCAAUAUUAUAAUGUUGACUUGUUAAAACUACCCACAUGGUCACUUGAUCUUUUAAACUGGUACCUGUAAACCCUUCUCAGUAUAACACAAUACAAUACAAUAUCCAUUUAUUUUCUCAUUUCAUAUGAAAAUAUGACAGAAUAAGAAGGUGUGACCAGUACGCUUGAUUGGAGAUGGGAGAAGCUACUUGUGAUGCAAUCCCUCAAACAUUUGCUCCUAGCUGUUUAAGUGCAUGCACGUGAGCACAGAGAACUGAAGAAGAGCUAAAUUGUGAUUGCCCAUUGUGCGCUGACAUUGUCAUCAACAGUUGCUUUUUGAAUACACCUGAUGCCUAAUGUCUGUACCAAUAAAAACUGUUUGUCAAUAUUAUAAUGUUAAUAAUUGAAACUAUAGAACUAUACAUGUAUGCGGAGGCUUUAAUUGUCGAUGGGUAGAGUAAGAUGAUUAUAACAGCCGUUGAUGAUAUACCCAUUCGCACUGUUGCUGAAUUUAAAAGCAUUUGGUUCCUACCACCGCCGCUUUCGUCGAAAAGUUUUACAACCAAACGAGCACACAGAAUUAGCUAGCACCUGUUUCAAGAAUGUCUUUUCUUCAACCGAAAUAAUACUAUGUGCAUGAUGAAAGAAGGUGUAUUAUGUGUUGGUCGUAUCCUUUUAUGGCGAAAUAGUGUUGCAUUUAUGCAGACGACAUGAAGAAAGCAGACUUAUUGUUGUCUUAAUCAAAUGUUUAACAUUUGGACAAAAUGUUUAAUGCUUACGAUGUAGGUCAACAUGCAAGUUUUUGGAAACACUGCUUUAUCACCAUUCGUUUGUCAAUGCUUAACAUGAAGAUACUGGACAUUACGUGUAUUGAAUUUUGAAAAGACAUAAUUAAUGCGAUAACAGGAAGAUAUCAAUGAUAAAACAUCAUUUUGUGUGAUAUUCGAAACGGGUAGUGAACAUAAAACAAAAUGGUGUACAAACUUUUCUUUGGAGUUCUUACGGUCUUAUGUUUCACAGAAGUGGUGAAUGGGAUAAGGUGUUCGUAUUACGACUAUGACAGGGCUUACAGCAAGGUUACAAAGUAUAAGUAUUGCGACAGCGGCUGUUGCGGUGAUAUGAACAAUAGAUAUUGUUGUUACAGUAACGUUGGACUUAUUAUUGGCAUAAGUAUUGGAUCAAUUCUGCUAGUCGUUACUGUUGUUACAGUGUUUGUUGUAAUUUGUUGUUGUUGUAAGAAGUCUCGUGGACAGCCAGGACAGGUGUUUCAACCAGCAAGUGUAACAACAACAGUUCAUGGUAUGCAGACAAUACCACCGACUUUGGAUUCAUCAAUGGUGCAUACCCACAGCUAAUACAGACAGCAAAUAUGGUUCCUGGAACAGCGCAGACAUGGCAAGAGCCUCCGUCGGUAACCACUACCACAAACAAUAUCUAGAACCAUUAAUUCAUACGGCGCAACAAUAGUGCCGCGGAUACGUUUAUUACCUUCCGUCUUAGGAAUUUUUACUUUGUAGUUUGUAAACUGAGCUAAAAAUAUGCGUAUCAAAUCAUACCGGACACGCAGAAUUGAAAUAUAAUUUUUCUUUCAUGAGCCAUUGUGUACUACGGUUGCUCAUACUCUUUUGUAGAGAAAUAGAAUAAUUAUACUUUUUUUUCAUGUUUUAUUCUUCAAAAAUAUGUUAUACAUGUACUUGUAAUUGUAAUUGUGCAAUUGUGCGUCAGACAUAUUAUUAGGUACUUUUGGUGAAAAACAGUGAUGAUAUAUUUGUAUCUUACUUGAAACAUAGCAGCAUUUUGUAAUUUUGACAAAUCAAGCUUAAUUAUAUUCACCACUGAGAGUUCCUAAAGAAAACAUUCGACAGAGCUAUAAUAAUUUUUUAAGAAACAGUUUGUUUGUUAUUAUUCUGUAUAUACACUCAGCUAAAGUUCUAACUCCACACUUUUGAAAUAUGGUUUUUUUUCUUGCUAUAGCCGGUAAUAUAUCUAUUUGUCGUACAUAUCGUCCUACAGAUAACCGAUAUUAUUUCAAACAAAUAGCCCCAUCUUCACUGAUUUCCACCGUGCACGUGCAUUACGUGCUUUUCAUGUUUAUAUAUCUACCGGUCUCUCUACACGGUCCAAAAUAUGUAUAUAUGAAAUCUGUGUGAUUAGUCCACAUUGAAAAACAUAAAAGUUUCCAGUUUUUACAAGUAUAUGCCGGAUGACGUUAGAUGAGAAAGGGUGCGCCGUAGGUAUGUUCCAGAGUGGCAUAUCAAACCGAGAGGUACACGCUUAAACAACAUGUUUUAUAUGAAAUAAUAUUCGAAAACUAGUUCGAACGAAAAUAACAUUCGUAUGCUACCGUGGUGUUCAAAGUCUGCUGACUUGAACCCCAUUGAACACCGGUGGGAUGAACUUGGGCGAAGAGUCAGGAGUCUGAGACCUGUUCCUCGCAAUCUCCAUGAACUACAAAAUGCUGUUGUAAGAACAUGGAAUGCUAUUCCACAGGUGCGUAUCCGACUGUUCAUUCGAUUCAUGCGUUCCAGGUGUACAGCCGUUAUUAAUGCUGUCAGAGGUCACACGAGAUACUAAGAUCUCGGAUUGUGUGACUUUUCAUUUUGAGGAUUGUACUGUUCAAAUUGUUCAGGCUUCAUAGAAUUUGCCAUUUUACGCAAUUGUUUCAUGAAUUACCUUUAUUAAACAUUUGAUCUAUGUAGUGUCCAACUUUUGUUGAAAUAUGUCCAAAGGUUAGCGAGAUAUCUCCAAAAUUGUAGGUGUGGAGUUAGAAUUUUUGUAUAGAUAAAAUGAAUGUCUUUAUUUGUAGUAAACCUUUCUUGCAUAUUUAUCCAUGUAUUUCAUCCUAUUAAGCUCUUUUACUGCGAGAAGUAUUUGGGUACCUAAUAGAAAUGUCUAAAAAAUGGCAUUCGCUUGGUAUAUUCUUAAAGUUGACCUUGUUUUGCACUGUGUUGCAACUUUUACCGUGCCCUUUUUGUAAAUUUUGUAUAAUUUAUGAUAUUUCCUCAAGCUCAAGUAGAGACACUCAUUGUCAAAAUUGUUUGCAGGGAAUUCAUUAAACCAUAAAUGUUGAUGAAAGAAACGUCAAACUAUUGGUAAACAA
Molecule: messenger RNA, 3161 nt
Organism: Mercenaria mercenaria
Lineage: Eukaryota; Metazoa; Mollusca; Bivalvia; Venerida; Veneridae
Exons: 4
Coding region: 1033-1416 (127 amino acids)
Source: RefSeq, a predicted model, not a curated record